Molecule: messenger RNA, 318 nt
Organism: Durusdinium trenchii
Lineage: Eukaryota; Dinophyceae; Suessiales; Symbiodiniaceae
Source: the annotation of a GenBank genome assembly
AUGAAAGGCACUUGCUGCGCUAGCCGUGUGUUAAGAGCUUUGUUGAAGGCAUUGAAGGCAUCCCCAUGCUUUUGCCUAAGCUGCCAAGGCAGUUUGUGUGGACCUCAGCAAUGCUCAGGUGCUAUUUGCGCUUUCCAAUUUCGAAGUGGUAGUAGUGCUGCAGAGGGCUUCGGCAGCCGUGGUCAAGUUGUCUUCUUUGUGACAAGCCUACCAAUCGACACCUGCAUCAUAGAAGCUGACGUGGUUUCUUGUAAAGCAGGGCAAAGCAUGCCCCAUCCUGCGAGUCAGUGGAAGGGAAGCCGUUGCGUCAGAGGAUAA